AUGCCGGCAGACUCAGUGAAGAGGAAGCAGCUGGAGCUGAAGAUCGCAGCUGCAGCACGGCAGCACGCACAGAAGCGCCGGCAGGAGCGAGACUAUGGUCCAGUGGUAGCAAAAGCCAACCUUGGCCAUGGUGGCAGCUUUGAUGACACCCGCUGUGCCCCACGUGGCUCCCUUCGCUCCAGACAUCACUGGAGUAAUGUCAGCAGCCUGAGCACAGACAGUGGGAUUGUUGGCAUGAAUGAUGUCCGGGAUGACCAGGAUCCCAGCGAGGCCAACCAGACCAAGUCAGUGGAUGUGGAGAGGGCAGAUAGUGGCAUUGGCCAGACACCAGCCAGAAAGUGGAGGAGCAGGGCAUCUGAAACGCUGAGCUCCCUGCAGGCCUGGGAAGCACACCGCCCCUGCACCGACUGUGGAGAAAGGGACCUCCCAGUGGAGACAGACGUGCAGAACUGCAAUCAGAGGCGGGCUGACCUCUGUGAGAAGUGCUGCAAACGCAGGACGGAGCGCAAGGAGUCUGUGCUGGAGUUCGUCAACACAGAGGCCAGCUAUGGAGAGGACCUGCGCAUCAUCAAAGAGGAGUUCUACCUCCCCAUGCAGGCAGCUGGACUGCUGAGCCAGGAGCAGCUCCUGGGCAUCUUCAGCAACAUCCAGGAGCUCAUCGACCUCAAUGAGAGCUUCCUGGAGAUACUUCAGGAAGAGAUUGAUCAGGCCUUUGACCAGGGUGAUGAUGACCUGAUGACCGUGUGCAUCGGCGAAAUAUUUCUAGAGUUCGUCAACAUGCUGCCAGCCUUUCAGACCUACUGUCUUCAGCAGUCCUCCUCCGUGAAUAUGCUCAAUGCUCUGGAGAAGGAGAAAGAGCUCCUCAGAAUAUUCCUCAAUGUCUCCCAGAACGACAACACAGCACUGAGGCGGAUGAACUUGAGGUCCUUCCUGAUGGCCCCGUUGCAAAGAGUCACCAAGUACCCACUGCUGCUCAGCAGAAUCAUCAAGGCCACCACCGAAUACCACCCAGAUCAUAGCAGCCUGCGGGAGGCCAAGAGCCGCAUCGAGUCUCACCUGGAGCACAUCAACAUGAAAACCAAGCAGGAGGGGAACACGUGGACCCUCCGAUCUUUUCGCCAGGACAGCAAGAAGAAGAGGGAAGUCAUCAACAUUGAGAUGAGAGAAACUGCCCUCAAAACUGUAGGUUGGCUGCGGGAGGAAACGCGGUUUGUGAUGGAGGGGUCUCUGCAGCUGGCCCAGCCGCCCGAUGGCCAGUGGGUGAAGAAAGGCAGCAAGACCCUGAAGUUCCAGAACAUGCAGGUCCUCCUCCUAGUGAACAUGAAGCGUGUGUCAGAGUCUAGCCUGGAGUCAGCUGAGCCAGGGCCCGUGAAGGAUGCCGUGCUGGUACUCAUCAGGGACAAAAAUAACGGGAAGUUCCAUUUGCUCAGGGAGCCCUUGAGGCUGAGUAAUUGCAUCGUGUCCACUGACCCUGACUGCGACGACACUUUUGAACUCAUUGAGAUCAGGCGGGAGGCAUUUGUGUUCCGGGACAGUGACCGGGCACGGACUCACCACUGGUUCAGGCAGAUCCGGCGGUACUCGAGGGAGCUGGGCUCCUGGAAGAAGCGGCGCAAUGCACUGCCCAACAUCAUGAUCAGCACCCCUCACACCAGGCCCUGA
Messenger RNA from Nestor notabilis (Kea), 1662 nucleotides. RefSeq names its product myosin-M heavy chain-like. The transcript is spliced from 4 exons. Lineage: Eukaryota; Metazoa; Chordata; Aves; Psittaciformes; Psittacidae. The record is from RefSeq and is a predicted model, not a curated record. Gene Ontology annotation, biological process: positive regulation of Rho protein signal transduction. The coding region runs from base 1 to 1662 and encodes 553 amino acids. Gene Ontology annotation, molecular function: guanyl-nucleotide exchange factor activity.